GGGCGUGCGGGCGGGCACGCCAGGCUCGGCGACGCUCCGCGCGGGUCUUCGAGCUCGCGACCCGCGACGAGCCAGCAUGGCUCGUCGCUCGACGGGAGCCUGCCCAGCAUGCUCUCGGCACUCUGUACAGCCUUGUCGCCCGACGGCGAGACGCUCUACGUGGCGGAUAACUACAACCACCGCAUCCGCAAGAUCGACACCUCCAACGGCCUCACCACCACGCUCGCCGGCUCGGGGACGGGCACCUUCGCCGACGGCACGGGCACCGCCGCGCGCUUCGAUAGCCCGCGCGGCGUGGCGGUGUCGGGCGGGACGCUCUACGUGGCGGAUACCUCCAACAAACGCAUCCGCAAGAUCGACACCUCCGGCGGCGACACCACCACGCUCGCCGGCUCUGACACGUACGGCUUCGCCGACGGCACGGGCACCGCCGCGAGCUUCAAGAACCCGCGCGGCGUGGCGGUGUCGCCCGACGGCGGGAGGGUCUACGUGGCGGAUAAUAACAACCACCGCAUCCGCACGAUCGACACCUCCGACGGCGUCACCACCACGCUCGCAGGCUCUGCGACGAGCGGCUUCGCCGACGGCACGGGCGCCGCCGCGAGCUUCAACUACCCGUACGGCGUGGCGGUGUCGCCCAACGGCAUGACCGUCUACGUGGCGGAUCGGACUAACAGACGCAUUCGUCAGGUGACAGCAUGAUUGCCACCCACGCUUUCAUUCGCUCCUAGUGGAGCGAGGAUGCGCAGAUCGACAGCCUCUCCACUUGAGGUGCCUUGAACACACGCUCCGCUGCCGUCGCCCCUCUUGUGUCGCCCCUCCCGUGUUGCGUUGCGGCCUGGCCCGUGCCCGCCGCCACCGUGUCCCGCUUCUUAGCGCGGAGGUUUCGAGACGCUCGCGUCAGGGUGAGACGCGACAGAGCCGAAGACCAACGUGUGAAAAGUGUCGUGAUUGCUGCGCGGGUCCAGGGGGGAUAUAUGGUUACGUCAGUAGGGGUCGGGAGGGGAGAUUUGGGGUCGGCCAGAAUAGCCCGUGUGCACGCUU
This is a messenger RNA of Emiliania huxleyi CCMP1516, 1044 nucleotides long. RefSeq lists its product as hypothetical. NCBI's taxonomy places the organism in Eukaryota, Haptophyta, Isochrysidales, Noelaerhabdaceae. The coding region runs from base 109 to 702 and encodes 197 amino acids. The transcript has a single exon. Gene Ontology annotation, molecular function: protein binding. The record is from RefSeq and is a predicted model, not a curated record.